GGUUUUGCUGUGGAGGGGCGGUUUGGCUUCCUAAAUUCUCGCAUUAAAAUCCCUGAGAGUGGUUUUGCGGAAGCCUGCUUGAAUGGAGAGAUUGUGAUGGAUUUGGGAAGCCUUGACAGAAUGACUGUGCAGCCCAGAGCUCAGCAGAGGCAUCCUUGAGGAGAUGGUGAGGCCUCUGAGGGGCGGAUCUGUGGCCUGGCUGUAUCCAUCGUUGACUCUCACUACUGCCCCAGCUGCCUGGAAAACAUGCCUUCAGCUGAAGCCAAGCUGAAAAAGAACAGGUGUGCCAACUGCUUUGACUGUCCCUGCUGCAUGCACACCCUCUCCACACGGGCCACCAGCAUCCCCGCGCCGCUGCCCGACGACCCCGCCAAGACCACCAUGAAGAAAGCUUAUUACCUGGCCUGUGGCUUCUGCCGCUGGACCUCCCGGGACGUGGGCAUGGCAGACAAGUCUGUUGCGAGUGGUGGCUGGCAGGAGCCGGAGAAUCCUCACACACAGAGGAUUAACAAACUGGUUGAGUACUACCAGCAGCUGGCUCAGAAGGAGAAGAUCGAGCGGGACAGGAAGAAGCUGGUGCGGCGCCGCAACUACGUUCCGCUGGCCUUCUCGCAACACACUAUACACGUAGUGGACAAAUACGGCCUUGGAACGAGGCUUCAGCGCCAGAGGCCCGGAGCUCCCAUCAGUGCCCUCGCUGGCCUCUCCCUGAAAGAAGGAGAAGACCAGAAGGAGAUCAAGAUUGAGCCAGCUGAUGCAGUGGAAGAAGUGGAGCCUCUUCCUGAGGAUUACUACACAAGACCAAUCAAUCUGACAGAAGUGACCACUCUGCGCCAGCGCCUGCUGCAGCCUGACUUCCAGCCCAUCUGUGCUUCCCAGCUCUACCCACGCCACAAGCACCUCCUGAUCAAACGCUCGCUGCGCUGCCGGAAAUGUGAACAUAACCUGAGCAAACCAGAAUUCAAUCCAACAUCUAUCAAAUUCAAGAUCCAGCUGGUUGCUGUGAACUACAUCCCUGAAGUGAGAAUCAUGUCUAUUCCCAACCUGCGCUACAUGAAGGAGAGCCAAGUCCUUCUGACUCUGACUAAUCCUGUGGAGAGCGUCACACAUGUCACAUUGCUGGAGUGUGAGGAGGGAGACCCUGAUAACAUCAACAGCACUGCCAAGGUGGCAGUUCCUCCCAAGGAGCUUAUUCUGGCUGGCAAAGAUGCUGCAGCAGAGUAUGAUGAGCUGGCAGAGCCUCAAGACUUCCAGGAUGACCCUGACAUAAUUGCCUUUAGAAAAGCCAAUAAAGUGGGAGUUUUCAUCAAGGUCACCCCACAGAAAGAAGAGGGCGAAGUGACCGUGAGUUUCAAGAUGAAGCACGAGUUCAAAAACCUCACAGCUCCCAUCCGGCCCAACGAGGACGGUGACCACACCUCGGAGGUGAUCUGGCUCACCCACCACGUGGAGCUCAGCCUGGGCCCCGUGCUCCCCUAGCAGGGCUGGAUGGACUGCACCCCAGCAGGCGCUGCUGCAGGCUCUGCCAGCUGCUCUGUGGUGUGUGGGUGUGCCUCGGGCUGCCCAGCCCCAGGAGGGGGCAGAGGCUGCCGUGGCUUGGCCUGGUUUCUUCUCUCUCCCCUUGUCUAGUGCCCACUAACUGCUCCACUUCCCCUCACUGCCACAGGCUAGAGUAACUUGCAGCACGUCUUAGAGCACAGGAAAACCUCCCUCCAGGUUUGGCUUUAUCAGCAGAUGGUUAGGGCUGAAUUGGAUUUAUCAGCAGAAAAGAGCCCAUACUGUUUUUUUCUCCGUGUCAGCCCACCAACCUGAUGUUGCAUACCCAGUAAUGAACAACUUCUCUUUCACACGGGGCAAUGCCCUUCCCAAACAAACAUUUUAAGGAGUGUCCCUGCCUUCUGCAUUCUGGCAAGCUGCUGCCAGCAGCAUGAUCUUUUAGUUUGGUUUUCUGCCCCCUCACAGGAUACCUCAAGUGCAGGGGCUGGGCCACAGAGCCCUACCCCUCUGGCAUAUGUAGCUUGCUUAGCCGAGGUGGCAGAGAUUUUUUCACAAAAGAGUUGAUCAGUUUGCCUUUAAACUUUAAACAUAGUGUACUGUAGUGUUCAUGGAUUUAACUGGCAACCAAGCCUGCCAUCAGCCUGCUGCAUCUCAGCUGGAUGUGGCAGCAGGAUGUGCUGCAAGCUGGGAAUUCACAUUCUGCUGCAGCUCUAGAUUGAGGCAGGAAUGCUCCAGAGAGGCUCCCUGCAGACCUCAGCUCAGUAAAUGUUGUGUUGCUAGGGGUUGUAGCAAUGAGGGUAUGAAACCUGGAGAGUUAAGAUUAGUUCUGGUAAUUUUAAAGUUACAGUGGUGAUUUGGGUUCAUAAUCUUUGUUUUUCCAGUUGGGGCGGGUGGGAGGGAGGUGUAAAGGUGGAAACUCAUUAGAUGUUAACUACACACACUGUACCAGAAGGUCAUUUACCCAGGGUAUAAUUUGGCUGCAGUCCAAGCUAAAAUGGGUGAUUAAGAGCUGUGUAUCCAGGAGACUGAAUUACACAUGAGAAGUGCAUGGCUGGUGCAGGCAGGCGAGAGGGCUCUUCCUGCAGAGCAUUCCCACUUCAGGCGUUGACCUCUGUUAAACAUUUCUGAGGGGCUUUGACAUGCUGCAGUGCUGGGAAAGGCUUGAAUAGCAGCCAGCCAUGGCCGUGUCAUGAUGCUUGUGCCAUGGCUCUGCCAGUCCUCUGCAUGGAGGGGCAGGAUGAGGCUGCCUGCUCUCGGGGGGUGCUGCAGCACCCCAAAACAUCUCCCUUAGUGCAAGGAGCCUGCCGUGGUGUGCUGGGGGGCUCACAGCCCGCAGCCUGGGUCUCAGAGCAGCGAGGCAUCACGGUUACAGCUCUGUGUAGGUGAUACAGACGUACAGCAUGAGUUUGAGACUUGUAGUUAGUAGUUAACGUGUAGUGCUAGUGCCUGCCGUGGCUCUCCCUGUGCGAUAACAAAGCACGUCACCUCUGGCCACCACUUCUCGUGUUCAGUAGCCAGAAGAGCUGCUGCACUUUGACAGCACCACUGAAGACCUCCCAGCACCCAAGCCUGGCGCUGGGUUUGCUGCAGGCUGUGGCCUGCGUCCUUGUCACUGCAAACAAAGGUGCCCUGGGCUGUGGCGGUGUGAGCCCGGAGCUGCUCUGCCCUCCCUGCGGCUGCUCUAGGCCAUAGGAAAGUGUUGGGUGUCCCUGCCUCUGUCCCUGCUCCCCCACAGGCGCCUGUUGCCUUGUGCUUGACGUCGUGUAGUGACCUUCAAUAAACCACACGUGGCUCUCGA
This is a messenger RNA of Passer domesticus (house sparrow), 3295 nucleotides long. It is a transcript of the gene DCTN4, whose product is annotated as dynactin subunit 4. The transcript has 14 exons. Bases 247 to 1479 code for a protein of 410 amino acids. The record is from RefSeq and is a predicted model, not a curated record. NCBI's taxonomy places the organism in Eukaryota, Metazoa, Chordata, Aves, Passeriformes, Passeridae. Gene Ontology annotation, cellular component: dynactin complex.